Messenger RNA from Ostertagia ostertagi, 3315 nucleotides. The record is from the annotation of a GenBank genome assembly. NCBI's taxonomy places the organism in Eukaryota, Metazoa, Nematoda, Chromadorea, Rhabditida, Trichostrongylidae.
CCUUCUCCUGGUCUAGCUAACCAUUGCGAAGGCGAAAACUUUAGAAGUUAUUUGCCGCGCAUUGAACUGCCUUUCACAACGACACAGUCAACUACGACGGAGGAGCCUUUUGUGGAAGAAUUCCUGUUACCUGACGAAGAGGAUGAAGGGCUUCCCCAACGAGGUAUUCUCGUCAACCAGAUGGAGGCAGUGAAAAGGGGUCAAUCUCUCUGCAGCAAACAGGUUCUCGAUUUGAAGCAUACAAUAAGUGCACUUACUGCCAAAGUGGAAGCUAUGGAAAGUCAACUUCGUUUCCAUAGAGAAGAGAUGAAGAGGCAAAGCAGCCUAACGUACGCAGCACAGCAAUGGAACACUGAACAAGAGGAAAGGAAAUUUGGCAUACACAGAAGCAAUAGGGAAAAAGCAAAAUUCGCAAGUAUGCUUCGUCAUGUUGAAAUAGACGGCAAAAGAUUGAAUGCGAAGCAGAUCACGGAAUUGGCAAGUUAUUCCUGGCUCUUAUACUACAAAGAUCAAAGUAGACCCGAUUCCGACUUUAUGCGUUGUUCGCUUUGCAACAGAGAGGUUACCGACUACGACCCUGAGCCUGACUUCGCCAAGUGUGCUCCAUCUACCAACGGUAGUAGCGAUGGUUAUAGGAAGAAUAUCCUAGGUAAGAACGAAGUCAUGUGCUUAAAAAGAUAUGCUGGACGUAGCUCAGCGGGAAGAAGUAUAACUGCUCUGAUGAGGAGAAUAAAAGAACAUCAAUUUUCAAAAGUUCACAGCGCGGGCGACUCCGCGUUCAGAAGUUCUCUGAUGGAGGGGAGUUCUAACGCAGCUAAAAACGUGGAAGCAACAAUCUCAGCUGCGCUGGCCGCAUAUACUAUUGCGAAAGAGGGAUUGUCACUUGAAAUGCAGUUGCCCUUGCUGCUGAUGGAAAUGCGAGCAGGAGCGAUUCCCACUACUGCUCACUAUAGUUCUCAAUCCGCUGGUAACAUGAUUACAACAUUUGCGCGGCAUAUGAAGUACGACAUGCUCAAGUAUUUGAUCAACUCGAAACUGCCCUUCUCACUACUCGCUGAUGGCACAUCACAUGAUGGCAAGAAAUGGAUUAUUUUCCUUCUACGGACGGUCUCUCCUCAAAAUCGUCCCAUUACGUUCCACCUUGCUUUAGUGAGCGUAACAAGUGAAAAAGCAGUCGACAUUGUCAACGUGUUCACCGAACACUUAAGGUCUCUUUCUAAAUGGAAAGAAACUCCCGGGUUGGAAGAAGAGCCUUACAUGUUUGCCAUGAAACGAAUGAUAGCACUUUCAUCUGAUGGAGCCUCUGUAAUGGAGGGAAAACACGGCGGUGUUCACGCAAAGCUGAAAGACCUCAUAAGACGUGAAACCAGGAACAGCGUGAGAAGAGAAGAAUUCCUCCUUUCAGUCUGUGCUGCGCACAAGCUAAAUUUAGCAGUGCAAGCGCAAAGGGGGCUUGCUUUCAACCUCACGCGUACGCUCAUUACGGAAAUGCAUCACUUAUUAGGAUCUACGGUGGCUACGCGAGCACAUGCCAUUUACUCCCGAACAGCUGAAGGGAUGGGAUUUCGCGCUCUGAGGAUGGACCCAAUUCACGCAGUGCGAUGGUCAGCAAGCCUGCAGAAUUCCCUUUCAAAAAUACUCCGUAUGUAUCCUGUCCUCAUAGCAGCUUUGGGAAAAUUGACAGCUGACGGCAGCGUACCGAAAGCCAUGCGAGAUCGAGCCCAAGGAGCUGCCUAUGUAAUGACAGAUAGCCACACUUUCAUAAUUCUGCAUCAUGAACAGCGUGAAGAAGAAUUCCUCCUUUCAGUCUGUGCUGCGCACAAGCUAAAUUUAGCAGUGCAAGCGCAAAGGGGGCUUGCUUUCAACCUCACGCGUACGCUCAUUACGGAAAUGCAUCACUUAUUAGGAUCUACGGUGGCUACGCGAGCACAUGCCAUUUACUCCCGAACAGCUGAAGGGAUGGGAUUUCGCGCUCUGAGGAUGGACCCAAUUCACGCAGUGCGAUGGUCAGCAAGCCUGCAGAAUUCCCUUUCAAAAAUACUCCGUAUGUAUCCUGUCCUCAUAGCAGCUUUGGGAAAAUUGACAGCUGACGGCAGCGUACCGAAAGCCAUGCGAGAUCGAGCCCAAGGAGCUGCCUAUGUAAUGACAGAUAGCCACACUUUCAUAAUUCUGCAUCAUGUCAAUGCAACUCUCUCUUAUCUUGCCCGACUUUCGGAGGCCCUCCAACAAGAGGAAGCUCUGUUGGUUGAUUUCCUCUCAGUGUGGAGGCACAUUGACUCUCUACUCAAACACGAUACAAUUAAGAAUGAGGUAUACGAAAACCUAGCUGCAAGUGGAAUUCUUACUCUACAUGACUCUGAGAGCGACGAAUAUCAUGAAGUGGAUUCGAAGUCGUUGAAAAGCUACCACUGCUUCACCGAAGAACAUAACCAGCCUUCAAGAGGAUUGCUUUUCUAUGACCCCACUACCUUUCCCGAUUACCAAUCAUCGAGAGUAGGGCAUUUGACAGCAGACCAAAGGCGAGAAUCAGCACCACUUAGAAGAAUACAAAAGUUUCGACCUUUCGAAGAUCUUCAAAGUUUGAGUUCCCAUUUUCUUGGCGGAGAUGAUGUUAGAGAGGAUGAAUUUGAUGUCUCCAUGCUUCACUCAAUCGCGCUCGGUAAGACGUACUUCAAGAUCGUAAAUGCAAGACAAUCAGAGGACACCAUUAACACUUUAUAUGAGCAUGUGCGUCAAAGUCUUCGAAAUUACAUGGCGCCGGAGAAACGACCUACAGAAGCAGUUGCAUCCUUCCCUUAUGCCUUAGAUAGGCAUACUAUCCUUGACAUGAUAGAUUGCAAUGGUGACUAUGACUCUUUCAAAGACUGCGUUCUUCCGGGCACCUCUGCGGCUAAUCGAGGGUAUCCUGUCUUCAUUGACAGUGAAGGGAAUGUGGACAAAAUCAAACGUCAAAAAGCUAUAUCAGACUCUAUCGAUGCCAUUGCAAAGGUCUGCUCUUUACCACGCUUGAAUAAGUUUUUCAUGGACUUCUACAACACCAUUGCCGGAGCAGUAAGGGCACUAAACACGUGGCCAACGGAUUUUCGCGAAGACAAAACAAGCAUUAGAUUUUACCAGACGUUAUUAAACCACGGAGAUGCACUGAAAAUUCCCGACCCUGUGAGAGAGGCUAUCAAAUGCAUCCUUGUCAUACCUGCCAGCAAUGCUGACCCAGAGCGUAGCUUUUCGCAAGCCAACAGACUCACAAGGAGAGAACGGAGCAACCUAGGAGACGAUACUCUGGAUAGUCUCAUGAUGUCAGACUUUCUGGCUCUU